Fragaria vesca subsp. vesca is the source of this 1005-nucleotide messenger RNA. RefSeq names its product 3-methyl-2-oxobutanoate hydroxymethyltransferase-like. The coding region runs from base 1 to 1005 and encodes 334 amino acids. Gene Ontology annotation, molecular function: magnesium ion binding; 3-methyl-2-oxobutanoate hydroxymethyltransferase activity. The record is from RefSeq and is a predicted model, not a curated record. The transcript is spliced from 6 exons. Gene Ontology annotation, cellular component: mitochondrion. NCBI's taxonomy places the organism in Eukaryota, Viridiplantae, Streptophyta, Magnoliopsida, Rosales, Rosaceae. Gene Ontology annotation, biological process: pantothenate biosynthetic process.
AUGGGGGAAAUGCCUUUUGUUUCGGAUUUCAUGAGCACCUUCUACAGCGGCCCUAAGUCGCAAAGCCCUGACCGGAGAGUGACGGUCACUCAAAUAAAGCAGAAGCAUAGGAAGGGCGAGCCCAUCACAGCUGUCACGGCCUAUGACUACCCCUCGGCGGUGCACUUGGACUCUGCUGGGAUAGACAUUGCUAUAGUCGGCGACUCGGCUGCUAUGGUUGUUCAUGGAUAUGAUACCACUCUCCCUAUAACAUUGGAGGAAAUGCUUGUUCACUGCCGAGCGGUGGCGCGUGGGGCCAAGCGCCCGCUUUUGGUUGCGGACUUGCCGUUCGGCUUCUACGAGUCUAGUUCCAUUCAGGCUAUUGAUUCAGCGAUGAGGAUUUUAAAGGAAGGGGCAAUGGAUGCAGUGAAAUUGGAAGCAGGGGCACCUUCGAGAAUUACUGCAGCAAAAGCUAUUGUUGAGGCUGGAAUUGCUGUGAUGGGGCAUGUAGGACUUAUUCCACAGGCCAUUAGUGUACUCGGUGGUUUUAGGCCUCAAGGAAGGAAUGUUGCCAGUGCUGUAAAGGUUGUGGAGACAGCUCUGGCUUUGCAAGAAGCGGGGUGCUUUGCGAUUGUAUUGGAAUGUGUGCCGCCACUAGUGGCAGCUGCUGCAACAUCUGCUCUUCAGAUUCCUACAAUUGGUAUUGGAGCAGGGCCUUUUUGCAGUGGUCAGGUGCUAGUUUACCACAAUCUUCUUGGAAUGAUGCAGCACCCACAUUAUGCAAAGGUUACCCCAAAAUUCUGUAAGCAAUAUGCACAUGUUGGAGACAUCAUCAACAGAGCUCUAUUAGAGUACAAGGAAGAAGUCAACAGUGGUGCGUUUCCGGGUGCUUCCCAGAGCCCAUAUAAAAUCAAUGCUGCUGAUGUUGAUGGCUUUGUUAGCGAGUUACAAAGGAUGGGUUUGGACAAGGCAGCAUCUGCAGCGGCUGAAGUAGCUGACAAAAAUAAUACAAGCAAAUCAAAUUAA